This is a messenger RNA of Colletotrichum gloeosporioides, 1125 nucleotides long. RefSeq lists its product as uncharacterized. The transcript has 6 exons. Lineage: Eukaryota; Fungi; Ascomycota; Sordariomycetes; Glomerellales; Glomerellaceae. The annotation marks the transcript as partial. The record is from RefSeq and is a predicted model, not a curated record.
AUGGUUCACAAGUGGGUCGAAGGAGGCCAGAACGACAUGGCCAUCCCGAGUGACUCCAUGUUAUGGCACCCUAACUCGAAAGGGCACCAUAUCUACAACCUGAAUUUGGCCUUGAUCAUUUUUUCAACGGUUUUCAUAUCGUUACGAUUGUAUGUUCGAAAGGCUAUUGUUAAGGCUUUGGGAUGGGAUGACUUUCUCGCGGUUCUAGCAUGGGCACUCUGCGUGACUCUUUCCGCCCUGGAGAUGGAUACCACCCAUUACGGAACCGGCGCUCAAAUCGAAGAUGUACCCAAAGAUACAUUGCUACAGUUUCAGAAGAGACUCACCAUCAUGGAACUGGUGUACCUUAUUGCCUCGGGAGUUGUUCGGCUGUCAAUUCUAGCAUUUUUGCCACGACUGUGCAAAGCCAAGAUUUACACCUGGAGCAUAUGGGGACUUAGGCUCAUCGUCAUCAUCAUCAGCUUGACGGGGUUCUUCUUCAUUCUCACAGAAUGCCAGCAAAUACCCGAGGUAUUCAACUAUGCAAGUACAUGGCGAGAAUGCAAGGACAAACGAGAAGAGCGGGAUCUGAUGAUGGCCCAUGCAAUUAUCUGCAUUUUUGUCGACUGCAUGCUGGUUGCCCUCCCCCUUUGGGUGGUGACAAGUUACUUCAAGAUGGGAGUAAAGUCGAUCCAGAUCCUUCUCAUCUUCUCGCUAGGCAUCUUCGGUGUUGCAACCGGCAUCGUCAGGUUUGCCAUCAUCACGACGACAGACUUUACCGUGAACACAACAUAUAAGAUGCUCUCCGUGGCAGCAUGGACAGACGCUGAGCUCCACGUUGGUCUCUGGGUAGGAUGCUUCCCAGCGCUGCAGCCCUUGUUGCGGCAUGCAUCAUUCAAGCUGGGCUUGCGCAGUCAACUUGACUCGACCAAGCCCGGCGGGAAGAGCGUCACGGGGAUAUCUACGGAUGAGUCGAAGAGAAGAAGUAUUAUAAAUCGCUGGGCAAGGAUCACAGGACACCCUUCGAAGGAAGGCGUAGAAUCCGGGACGCCUGCCGUCAAUGGUCAACACGAAAACGUUGAAAUGGUUGAUUUGGAAAAGGGGGACGAGGUCGUUUCUGGACGAACAGAAGGUUCGGUCAAUACG